AUGCCCGGCUUCGACUACAAGUUUCUGGAGAAGCCCAAGCGGACAACCCUACCUGAUAAGUGGUUGGAGGCUUUGCUGGUGCUCACCUCUGCACUCUGUGUCUCCAGGAUUGUGCACCUGUGCCUGCGCAAGGCUGACCAGAAGCUGGUGAUCAUCAAGCAGAUCCCAGUGGAACAGAUGACUAAGGAAGAGCGGCAGGCAGCCCAAAAUGAGUGCCAGGUCCUCAAGCUCCUCAACCACCCCAAUGUUAUUGAGUACUAUGAGAAUUUCCUGGAGGACAAGGCCCUCAUGAUUGCCAUGGAAUAUGCACCAGGUGGCACCCUGGCUGAGUUCAUCCAAAAGCGCUGUAAUUCUCUGCUGGAGGAGGAGACCAUCCUGCACUUCUUUGUACAGAUCCUGCUCGCACUGCAUCAUGUGCACAUCCACCUCAUCCUGCACCGCGACCUCAAGACCCAAAACAUCCUUCUUGACAAACACCGCAUGGUUGUCAAGAUUGGUGACUUUGGCAUCUCCAAGAUCCUUAGCAGCAAGAGCAAGGCCUACACGGUGGUGGGUACUCCAUGCUACAUCUCCCCUGAACUGUGUGAGGGCAAACCCUACAACCAGAAGAGUGACAUAUGGGCCCUGGGCUGUGUUCUCUAUGAGCUGGCCAGCCUCAAGAGGGCCUUUGAGGCUGCGAACCUGCCAGCACUGGUGCUGAAGAUCAUGAGUGGCACCUUUGCACCCAUCUCUGACCGGUACAGCCCUGAGCUGCGCCAGCUGGUCCUGAGUCUGCUCAGCCUGGAGCCUGCACAGCGGCCGCCACUCAGCCACAUCAUGGCACAGCCCCUUUGCAUUCGCGCCUUGCUCAACCUCCAUACCGACGUGGGCAGCGUCCGCAUGAGGAGGGCAGAGAAGUCCCUGGCCACCGGGCCUCCCAUGGCCCCAGGCAGCACAGGAAGCCGGACCACCAGCGCUCGAUGCAGAGGCGUUCCCCGGGGACCUGCAUGUCCAGCCAUUCCUCCGCCACUGUCGUCAGUGUACGCCUGGGGCGGUGGGCUCAGUGCUCCGCUGCGGCUGCCGAUGCUUAACACAGAGGUAAUCCAGGUAGCAGCGGGACGCACGCAGAAGGCUGGCGUCACUCGCUCUGGGCGCCUCAUCCUAUGGGAGGCCCCGCCCCUAGGCGCGGGAGCCGGUACCCUACUCCCAGGGGCGGUGGAACAGCAGCAUCCCCAGUUCGUCUCUCGUUUCUUGGAGGGCCAGUCGGGCGUGACCAUCAAGCACGUAGCCUGCGGCGACCUCUUCACGGCCUGCCUGACUGACCGAGGCAUUAUUAUGACCUUUGGCAGCGGCAGCAAUGGGUGCCUAGGCCAUGGCAGCCUUAAUGACAUCAGCCAGCCCACCAUUGUGGAGAAACUGCUGGGCUAUGAGAUGGUGCAGGUGGCCUGUGGGGCCUCUCAUGUGCUGGCCUUGUCUACUGACCGAGAACUAUUUGCCUGGGGCCGCGGGGAUGGUGGCCGGCUGGGACUAGGCACCAGGGAGUCCCACAGCUGCCCCCAGCAGGUACCCAUGCCCCCAGGACAGGAAGCCCAGCGUGUUGUAUGUGGCAUUGACUCCUCCAUGAUCCUCACAGUGCAUGGCCGAGCCCUGGCUUGUGGGAGCAACAGGUUCAACAAGCUUGGCCUAGACCAUCUCUCUUUAGGGGAGGAGGCUGCCCCUCCCCAGCAAGUGGAGGAGAUCCUGAGCUUCAUACCACUAGGUUCUACACCCCUGGACCAGGAGCCCCUGCUAAGUGUGGACCUGGGCACUGCUCAUUCAGCUGCUGUGACUGCCUCUGGUGACUGCUACACUUUUGGCAGCAAUCAGCAUGGGCAGUUGGGCACCAGUGCUCGCCGGGUCAGCCGGGCACCUUGUCAAGUCCAAGGCCUCCAGGGCAUCAGGAUAGCAAUGGUGGCUUGUGGUGAUGCCUUCACUGUAGCCAUUGGGGCAGAAGGUGAAGUGUACUCUUGGGGUAAAGGGGCCCGAGGUCGACUGGGAAGGAGGGAUGAGGAUGCUGGACUCCCAAAGCCAGUGCAGCUGGAUGAGACACACCCCUACACUGUGACUUCUGUGUCCUGUUGCCAUGGAAACACUCUCCUGGCUGUUCGCUCCAUCACAGAAGAACCAGCCCCCCCCUGAGACACCUCGGUACAUCUCUGAACCACUCUGAUACUGCUUCUGCACUGAAUGUUGGGAAGUACAGGUGCCUGAGGCAAGACUAUCACCACCAGCCCUCUGUAUUGUGAUUUCAAUGGGGUAUAAGAACCAGUGAAGCCCCUGCGCUGCUUUUGGUCCUGUAUAUUGGAAACCUCCACCCUCCCUGCUCCUCCUACAACUUUUUUUUCUCCUCACCCCUUCUUCUCUUAAGUCAGUUUCCCCAGCGUCCAGCCUGGCUAGGGUUGGAAGCCAAACCAAAUCUUUGGAAGUAGGGUGGUAUCCCGAGCCUUGGCAGAAAAAGGCUGGAGGUUGCUGUGGAUCUACCCAGGCCCUGCCUCUUCUCCCAGCCCAGUUAAAAAGUCUCUGGUACCCACUGGUAGAGCAGCUCAGUGCUUUGGAGCAGGGCAAGCCUGGACUGGCCAUUCCAGCUGCCUAGCGUCUGCACUGCCUGAGGAGGGAAUGCUGCUGUCUGCCCCCACUCCUAAAUCCUGAGGCUGGGAUCUGCAAAAACCUCUCGGUGCCUCCCCUCCCCUGCGGGCUGGGGAGUGCAUCAGCUGCAAAGUGUCUACUGCAGAGGGGAUCCCUGCUGAAUGUUGUCCUUCUUUCCCCAGGCCUUCGCCCUAAGCAGAGGGGGGAAAGGGCAGCUGGCCGGAAUAGACCAGUUUCCCAGCUGACUGGAAAGUAGUGCCAAUAAAAACAUAAGUUGCCUGCCUA
This is a messenger RNA of Manis javanica (Malayan pangolin), 2889 nucleotides long. Lineage: Eukaryota; Metazoa; Chordata; Mammalia; Pholidota; Manidae. The record is from RefSeq and is a predicted model, not a curated record.